GUUAGAAGGAUGUUUGCGAGAUGGAAUUACAAUAACCGGAGAAAUGGAACAUACACGUUCACUACACUCGGUAAAAAGUUUUAGGAGAUGCUAUCAAUCAACGAGUAUCUAUGUCUACGAAUGACGGUAGAACCGUCAACCGAAUUCGUGUACACAGUACAUGAUGGAGGAAGGCGAUUCAUUCUUAAUUUGAAUAGCAAAACUUGCAGUUGUCGUAUGUUUCAACUAGAUGAAAUCCCCUGCCCACAUGCAUGGGCUGUCAUUAAAAAGAAAAAUCUGGUUGCUGAUGAUUAUUGCUCUGAUUUGUUCAAACCGGAGACCGUGUUGAAGACAUAUGAUGUACCUGUGGAUCCUCUACCCGACGAGCGUGAAUGGAACGUUCCCAAAAACAUCUUGGAGGAAGUGGUUUUGCCACCAAGAUACAAGAGACCGCCUGGUAGGCCAAAGAAGAGGCGUGAUAAGCCUUUAAGUGAAUUGUUGUUUGGAAAGAGCGUACAUGCUUGCGCAUUGUGGACACCUUGGGCACAAUACGUUCAUGUAGUUUUGAGCCUCUAA
Messenger RNA from Lycium ferocissimum, 555 nucleotides. RefSeq lists its product as uncharacterized. The record is from RefSeq and is a predicted model, not a curated record. Bases 88 to 555 code for a protein of 155 amino acids. Lineage: Eukaryota; Viridiplantae; Streptophyta; Magnoliopsida; Solanales; Solanaceae. Gene Ontology annotation, molecular function: zinc ion binding. The transcript has 2 exons.